AUGGAUGAAGUAAACUCUCAUGUGCUUUACCUACCUCCUGAUAAUGUCACCAAUUUUUGGUUUUAUGCUGUCCUUGCAGCAAUGAUAAUUUUCUCAUAUUUUGUCGUGAGAGGGAUUAGAGAGAUUUAUUUUGAAACAAUAACCCCAAAUUUAUGUCGUGUUCACCAAUCACAUAAGCCAACAAGUUAUGGUUCUGAUGAGAAUGGAACGAGAACUGGUCCACACUCAUGA
This is a messenger RNA of Schistosoma guineensis, 231 nucleotides long. Lineage: Eukaryota; Metazoa; Platyhelminthes; Trematoda; Strigeidida; Schistosomatidae. The record is from the annotation of a GenBank genome assembly.